AUGGGGGUGCCUCUACUACUCGAUGUGCUCCGCAAGCCAGCAACCACGCUCGUCGUCGCGCUCUGCUCCUUCAUCUGGUUCCAGAUCCAGAAACGCGCUAUAAGAUACCCCGACGUGGGGAUAAGCUACGACGCGGUCGUCUCGCACCGCCAGUUCUGGCGGCUCGCGUCCGCGCCGCUCUCGCACAUCUCUCUCCUGCACCUCCUCUUCAACGUCUCCGCGCUCUGGAGCAUGGGCGGGAUCGAAACCCUAACCUCCCCUGACAUCAGCAAGGUUGCCGUUAUGGCCACUGGUGGUGCUGCUGGCAAUGCGACGUCCAGCCAAUGGCAGUCCGCCGUCUCUUCUGUGCCGCUAGCUCCUUCCUCUCCCUCCUCUCUCCCUUCCUCUUCCUUCCCAUCCUCCUCCCAGCCUUCCUCCUCUCUGGCUCAAAGCAUUCCGCACUCUUCCAUUUCUGGCAGCCUUACUGGUCCGAGCAACUCCAGCACAGAACCCUCUGAGCCUGUAGAAUCGACUGCUACUGCUGCCGUGGCGAGAAGAGGAUUGGGAGAAAAUGCCAACGCAGGUCCGAUUCAGGGGCAGAAGCAGCAGAAUUCAGCGGACGAGAGUGAUUGGAAGCAGCAGCAGCAACAGCAGGGUGACAAAGCAGGGUUGCCGACAAACGAGCAGCAUUUGGCGGCGGCAGGAUGGGAGCCAGGAGGGUCCAUCGGGUACCUAAGAGACUCUUUUCUCAUGCUGGUGCUGUCAGGGCUGCUGGGUCUAGCCAUGUACCACGUGCUCAUCCACAGGUGGCGCCUGGAGUAUUUCCGGAGAGUGACAGCAGUGGGGUACUCGUGUGUGGUGUUUGGGUGGAUGACGGUGCUCUCUGUGCGCCGCCCCACCAUCACGCUCUCGGUGUUUGGCCUCAUCAAGCUGCCCGUGUCGCUCGCCCCGUUUGAAUCUCUCAUCUUCACGUCCUUCAUCGUGCCGAAGGGAGGAGUAUACGGCGCGGUGCUGGGCGUUCUAGGAUACUAUUCCAAGGAGAGUGAGUUAAUCCGCGGCGCGAACGCGCUCUACAAGGCGGUGACGCGUCAGGCUGACGACGAGAUGUUCUUAAGAGCGCUCGGCCUCCCCUCGCAGUUCCGCACGCACCACGCGCUGCUCGUGCUGCACACGUGGCUGGCGCUCCUGCGCCUGCGCAAGGAGGGCGCGCAGGGGGCGGCGGUGGGGCAAACCUUCUACGACACGUUCAACCACGACGUGGAGCGGCGCGUGGUGGCGGCGGGGGUGAAAAUGCUCGUCAGCAAGUGGAUGCGCGAGCUCGAGCGGAGCUUCUAUGGCGCCGCUGCUGCUUAUGAUGCGGCAGUGGCGCCUGGUGCGAGCGCGGAUGCUCUCCCCAAGGCCCUCUGGCGCAAUGUGUUUGCAGAGGACGCGUCUGACAUGCCCUCCGGCCUUGCAGCUGCUCCCGUGCAGGCUUUGACGCGUUACGUGCGGCUUGAGCUCGCCUCCCUUGCACUCACAGGUGAGGUGAGGUUAGUGAAGGGCACAACCCCUCGCACCAACAUCCUGGGUUACUCCCCUUCACUUCCAGCUGCGUUGAAAUCACUUUUGAGAAUUCUCAUAAGUGAUUUCAAUAUAGCUCACACCAACAUCCUGGAUUACUCCCCUUCACUUCCAGCUGCGGCUGCAGCCGAGCUAGCAGCUGUGGAGCUCUCCUCUGCAUGCCUGUCUCCUGUACCACUCUCCCUCCACUUUCUCUAA
This is a messenger RNA of Closterium sp. Naga37s-1, 1737 nucleotides long. Lineage: Eukaryota; Viridiplantae; Streptophyta; Zygnematophyceae; Desmidiales; Closteriaceae. The record is from the annotation of a GenBank genome assembly.